GCCGGUUACCCGGGUCGUGGCCCCAGCGCUGACGUUCUGUCACUUCUUUCUUCUCUCCCGGCGAUUACAGCGUCGCAGGCGCGAAUUGGUCUCCCAUGGCUGAUACGACCCCAAACGGCCCCCAAGGGGCGGGCGCUGUGCAAUUCAUGAUGACCAAUAAACUGGACACAGCAAUGUGGCUUUCCCGAUUGUUCACAGUUUACUGCUCUGCUUUAUUUGUUCUCCCUCUUCUUGGGUUGCAUGAAGCAGCAAGCUUUUAUCAACGUGCUUUGCUGGCAAAUGCUCUGACCAGUGCUUUGAGACUGCAUCAAAGAUUACCACACUUCCAGUUAAGCAGAGCAUUCCUGGCCCAGGCUUUGUUAGAGGACAGCUGCCACUAUCUGUUGUAUUCACUCAUCUUUGUCAAUUCUUACCCUGUUACAUUGAGUAUUUUCCCAGUCUUGUUAUUCUCCUUGCUUCAUGCUGCCACAUACACGAAAAAGGUCCUUGAUGCAAAGGGUUCAAAUAGUUUACCUCUACUGAGAGCUGUCUUGGAUAAAUUAAGUGCUAAUCAACAAAAUAUUCUGAAAUUCAUUGCUUGCAAUGAAAUUUUCUUGAUGCCUGCUACAGUUUUUAUGCUUUUUAGUGGCCAAGGAAGUUUGCUCCAGCCUUUUAUAUACUAUAGAUUUCUUACUCUUCGAUAUUCCUCUAGAAGAAAUCCAUACUGUCGGAACUUGUUUAAUGAACUGAGGAUUGUUGUUGAACAUAUAAUAAUGAAACCUGCCUGCCUGCUGUUUGUGAGAAGACUUUGCCUCCAGAGCAUUGCCUUUAUAAGCAGACUGGCACCAACAGUUGUGUAGUUUAACAUCUAGUUAAGCAAUGUAUAUAAUAUAAGCAUUAUUAGCAGCUGGUACUUUUGCUAGGGAUCAGAAAUUCCAGGUCUUACACUGAUUGCAAUCCAAUUUACAUAAUUUAAAUAAAUGUAUCUCAUUGGAAAAAUAAUCAUUUCCCUGGCAUGUUAAAUCAAGCCUUUUUAAUAAAAGUUUCUGAAAAUUUUACUGUGCUCCGUUGCUAAUGGAUAAGGAAGUUUGUAUCUAUGGUAAAUAUACCAAUUUUUUUAGAUGCUGCUGUGCCUGUAUCAUGAAAUACAUUUAUUUCUUGUAAAGCUAGUUCUGAAAUUUGUUUCAUUGUAAUUAAUAAUCUGAGUUUAUAUCUAGCAUGAAUGCAGAAAGAUAACGUGAAUUCAGUAUAUUUUGAGACAGUAUUCUUUUGCCAUUCAGUAAUUUUGGUUGAUGAUUUUAACAAAUUAUUCUGACUGUAAUUUUAUUUCAAAUUGUUACUGAUUUUGUGCUUCCUUGCUAGGAUAGCUGUUGGGGAUCACAUAACGUUUAUAUCCCCAAAAAGUAGUACUGACACAGCUUUCCUUCUGGAGACUCAUUGAGUAACAUUUGUCAAAUAGAAAAUCCUUUUACAAAUGUGAACAAGUAGGUUAUUAGUGUAAUUAUAGUGCAGAGUUAUCAAGUUCAGAUUCUUGACUCUAGUUUUUUGGUCUCUUAGGCUUGAAUUUUCCUAGACAGUUACAGCAGAAUGUAAUUGAAGAUUGAGAAUAUCUGACUAUGCUCAUGUGUGUUCUGAAAUAAUAAAGAUACCUUGUAGAUUACAUGUUUUUCCAUCAAAUUUGGUUCAAACGAUUAAAUCGAAAAAUUUAUAGGUAUGACAAUUAUUGAGCAUCUGGUUAAAGGAGGAGCUGAUUAUUUUUAUUUCAUAAUACUAUGAUUGGGGGAACUGGAUGGAUUAUGAAACUGACUUGGGUUGUACAAUGUGUUAAAUCCUAUUCAUUGGGCUCCGAUCAACUGCUUUAUAAAAUUUAUUCUGAUCCUUACUACUAUUGCAUGAUUGGAAAUGUUUAAAAUGUUGCACAAUUUUAGACUAAUGAAAUGUUUUUUGUAACCAUUUUUUUCUGUCUGCAUGUAAUUGGAUUUCUCAAAUACAUUCAUUAGUGACUUAUGAGUAA
Molecule: messenger RNA, 1993 nt
Organism: Octodon degus (degu)
Lineage: Eukaryota; Metazoa; Chordata; Mammalia; Rodentia; Octodontidae
Gene: Tmem33
Product: transmembrane protein 33
Exons: 7
Coding region: 96-839 (247 amino acids)
Biological process (GO): membrane organization; endoplasmic reticulum tubular network organization
Cellular component (GO): endoplasmic reticulum; membrane
Source: RefSeq, a predicted model, not a curated record